This is a messenger RNA of Cicer arietinum (chickpea), 2425 nucleotides long. RefSeq names its product protein SIEVE ELEMENT OCCLUSION B-like. Gene Ontology annotation, biological process: phloem development. NCBI's taxonomy places the organism in Eukaryota, Viridiplantae, Streptophyta, Magnoliopsida, Fabales, Fabaceae. The record is from RefSeq and is a predicted model, not a curated record.
AUUUGCAUCAAAACCAUAUAAAGAACCAAACACAUAUUAUUAUUUUCUUGUUCUAAUUAACAUGUCAGCUUCAGUCGCUAGUAAUGUUUCAAAUUAUCUGCUAGCAAAAUCUGUGAAACCAUUAUCGAACCCAUUGGCGUGGAGUGAUGAAAAAAUCCUUGAUACAGUUUACAUAACUCAUGUCCACACCGGCGAAAGGUACGAUGUGGAGUCGCUUUUCAAUCUCACUUCAAACAUUAUCAAGCGUUCUACUGCCAUCGCAGAUAGUGUUACCAUUAAGACUGGGACUCCAAUUGGUUUUAUAGAAGACAAGGCUCCCAUAUCUGGUUUUGAGCCUCCUUUCCGUAGACUCAAGCAAAUUUCUUCUCAGAUGUUUAGCACGGUUCGGGGCGAGCACCAUGCACACAUUACAACAAUGUCAAUACUAGAACAGCUAAAAUCCUAUACAUGGGAUGGAAAAGCAAUAGUUGCACUAGCUGCAUUUUCAUUAGAAUACGGUCAUUUCUGGCAUUUAGUUCAAACACCAAGUGGUGACCAACUUGGAAGAUCAUUAGCACAAAUGAAUAAAGUUCAAAGUAUUGAGAAAAAUAGACAAGCAAUUGCUGAUUACAACAGUUUGGUUAAGAAUCUUUUGUUUGCUGUUGAGUGUAUUACUGAAUUGGAGAAACUUUCAACAAAAGGGUAUGAAACUAAAGAUGUUCCUGAUUUGUAUUUAGCAAUGAAAGAGAUUCCUGUUGCUGUUUAUUGGGCUAUUAUUACUGCUGUUAUUUGUUCUAAUCAUAUGGAUCUUCUUGUCGGUGAUUCGGAAGAAAGGGAGGCAAUAUCAAGUUUUGAAGCGAAGCUUGCCUCCAUUGUGAGCAAAUUAAAGGCUCGUCUGACAAGUAGCAGACAGAAAAUAAGUGAGCUAGAAGAUUAUUGGAAGCGUUUGAGGGUGUUUCAAACUCCAACUCAAAUUGUUGAGGUUAUAAAGGCAUUGAUCUUCCACAAUGAAAAUCAAGAUCACUCAGUGUAUGAUGGUUUAAAUAGACAAAUGGUGAGCAUAAAUGUAUUAAGGAGAAAAUAUGUGUUACUAUUCAUUUCAGGCCUAGACAACAUAAGAGAUGAAAUCAGGCUUCUAAACUCCAUCUACAUUGGAUUACAAGAAGAUCCACUAGAAGUAAAAGGAUAUAGAAAAGAAGAUUUCAAGAUUUUGUGGAUUCCAAUUGUGGAUGAAUGGACACUUCUUCACAAAGCAGAGUUUGAUAAUUUGAAGUUGGAUAUGCCAUGGUAUGUGGUUGAGUACUUUAAACCCUUAGCUGGAAUAAGAUUGAUAAGAGAAUUCUUGAACUACAAGAACAAGCCUAUUCUUCCUGUUUUGAACCCUCAAGGUAGUGAUGGUAGCACUGUCAACCUCAAUGGUAGCAUUGUCAACCCCAAUGCAAUGCACAUGAUUUUUGUUUGGGGUAUAGAUGCUUUCCCUUUUAGACCUACUGAUGAUGAGUCCCUUACUCAAAAGUGGAAUUGGUUUUGGUCUGAAAUCAGGAAAGUUUAUCCAAGGCUUCAAGACAUUAUUAAAAAGGACACGUUCAUAUUCAUAUAUGGAGGAACAGACCCAAAGUUUAUGCAGGAGUUCUCAAUAGCAGUAGAAAAAAUAAGAAGGCACGAAAUUAUAAAAAAAGCAGAAGCAGUAAUAGAGCAUUACCCCUUGGCAAAAGAAGACUCAACGAUCGUUCCAAGUUUCUGGAGAGGAAUAGGGAACUUAUUAUCAAUCAUGAAUCAAAAGACACACAAAGAUCCAACAAUCAUGAAUGAAAAGACACACAAUGAACAAACAAUCUACGAAAUAGAGAGUUUGAUACGUCUGAAACAUAGUUGGGUCCUUAUGAGUAAAGGACCCAACGUAAAAUUACUUGGCCGUGGUGACCGAAUGCUGGCCACUGCGGUCGAUUUCGAGAUAUGGAAAGAGAAAGUGCUGGAGAAAGCAGGGUUUGAUGUUGCAUUUAAGGAGUAUUAUGAUCGUAGGGGUGGAGAAUUUCCUGAUGAUGAUUGUGCUGUACUGCAGUUGGAAAAUUACCCUGCUGAUACUUGUGGUCCUAUUUACUGUCCUGAUCAGUGUGGUCGUUACAUGGAGAUUGCUUCGGUUAGUUAUAAGUGUUGUCAUGGUCAUGCUGAUCAUCACAACCUUGAUGCUCCUGACCACAGUGGUACUGUUCAGAUUGAGAAAAGGUCUUGAUCAGUUUUGGAUCAUUCAAUCUGUUUUCAACUUUUAUGUUUCUUCUUAUAAUUUGUGUGUUUCUUGUUUUUGGUUUGUUCAUGUUGUUUGUGUCAGCAGAUGUUGUCUAGCCUUUUGUGGCUUGUUGGAAAUAAUGGCUACAAAUGUCUGUUUUGUCUUAAUCAGUUAAUCAGAUUAUCAUAUUUUGUCUUAUGAUUAUUUAUACUUAUCCCA